This is a messenger RNA of Gossypium raimondii (Peruvian cotton), 2107 nucleotides long. RefSeq names its product probable receptor-like protein kinase At1g80640. Bases 487 to 1839 code for a protein of 450 amino acids. Gene Ontology annotation, molecular function: protein kinase activity; ATP binding. The record is from RefSeq and is a predicted model, not a curated record. The transcript has 10 exons. Lineage: Eukaryota; Viridiplantae; Streptophyta; Magnoliopsida; Malvales; Malvaceae. Gene Ontology annotation, biological process: protein phosphorylation.
UUUCCUGAUAUAUUUUGUUGACGAGGGAAUUUUGAACAUCUGAUCAUGCAAGUGGAGUAGAGAAAAAAAAAAGACACUAUGAACAGGUUGAUGAAAGUAGAUCAAUGGUAUUAUUUUAAAAAGGCUGCCCACAUGAUUGUAUUGCGAGCUUUGCCUCUGCCCCCACUCCCAACAUAAACAGCUUUCCUCUGCAUUCUUUUGAUUCCUUUUUUGCUUUUCUUUUCCCUACUUUUCAAGAUAAAAGACAGUUAAAAGAAGAGCAACGCAAAAGCCUAGACCCUAGAAACCAUAGCCUAUACAAUUCUACAACAUCCAAAUUCCCAAAUAUAGUCUCUCUUUCUCUUGUCAGUCAUAUUUGAAUUGAACCCACAAAUACAAAGCCUGGGACUUUGCUUCUAUUCAUCUCUCUUUUCUUCAUGUUUUCCUGAAAAUUUGUUGUUACUAUCAACAGUAAAAAGGUAUUAUUAUUGUUUGAAGAAGGAAGAGAUGAAGAAGCUUCUACAGCUGUUUCUUUUCCUCGUUUCACUUAUUUUUACUCAUGAAAACAUGAUUGUUGUAGCCGUACCAGGCCCUCUUGCUUCCUCUUUAUCCCCCGUUUCAUCGCCCUUUUCUAGUCCCAUCUCUGCUUCAAUGUCUGCCUUUUCUCCAGUGGUUAAUGGGAUAGCAGGAUUUCAACUGGGAAGUGAAGAACACACAAAGAAGGAUCCACCCAAUAAAAUGUUAAUCGCUAUCAUUAUUGGUUGUUGUUCCUUGGGUGCAAUUAUCUGUUCGUUGUUUUGUUUAUGGAUUUAUUACAGGAAGAACUCGCACAAGUCCACCACAAACGAUGCUAAGAACUCAGAUGCUGAGAAAGGGAGUGGUUUGGCACCAUUUUUUGGUAAAUUCAAGGCUACGAGGACGGUUUCUAAAGAGGGUUCUGCUUCAUUUAUGGAGUAUAAGACACUUGAAAAAUCUACAAACAAGUUUCAUCAAUGUAAUAUUUUGGGUGAGGGUGGAUUUGGGUGUGUUUACAAGGCUCAAUUCGAUGUUGGUUCUUUUGCUGCUGUUAAGAAGUUGAACUGUGCAAACCAGGAUGCAAAAAGAGAAUUUCAGAAUGAAGUGGAUUUACUAUGUAAAUUUAAGCAUCCCAAUAUAAUUUCGCUGUUGGGUUUUAGUAGUGAAAACGAGAUGAGGUUUAUUGUAUACGAAUUGAUGCCAAAUGGUUCUUUGGAAACACAAUUACAUGGACCUUCACGUGGAUCGUCAUUAACUUGGGAUAUGCGGAUGAAAAUUGCUUUGGAUACAGCAAGAGGAUUAGAGCAUCUGCAUGAACAUUGCAAUCCACCAGUCAUCCAUAGAGAUCUGAAAUCAUCUAAUAUUCUUUUGGAUUCAGCCUUCAAUGCUAAGCUUUCGGAUUUCGGACUUGCAGUAACUGAUGCAGCCCAAAACAAGAAUAAUUUGAAGCUUUCGGGAACUUUAGGCUAUGUUGCUCCUGAAUACCUUUUAGAUGGUAAAUUAACAGAUAAGAGUGAUGUGUAUGCUUUUGGUGUUGUGCUGCUGGAACUUAUAUUUGGAAGAAAGCCUGUAGAAAAACUGGCACCAGCUCAGUGCCAAUCUAUUGUCACAUGGGCUAUGCCUCAGCUUACUGACAGAUCUAAACUCCCUAGCAUCGUGGAUCCUGUGAUACGAGAUACAAUGGAUCUAAAACACUUGUAUCAGGUCGCUGCUGUGGCUGUGCUAUGUGUGCAACCCGAACCAAGCUAUCGUCCAUUGAUAACUGAUGUGCUCCACUCGCUUAUCCCUCUUGUUCCUAUGGAGCUUGGAGGGACUCUAAGAGUUACACAACCUGCAACACCUUAACCCUACAAACUUCCUCUCGUGUGUCGACUGUCUCCAAAUCAAGUAUUUGAUGAUUCCAUGUAAUCCCGGGCUUUGCCUCAAUUAAAUCACACAUGCACAUCAGUUCCAUUGCCCAGAUUUGAUGAUAAUUUAUACCGCAAAGUGUAGUCGGUCGAGCUGGUGUGGAGGAUUUUCUGAUUGUUGUUGAUAUCCUUUGUAAAUUGCACUAUAUUCGGAAUGCUUUCUUUAUACAGCAAUUUUAGAUUCAUGCAACGAUAAUUUAACAAAA